AAUAUCAGAGUCAUGGCAGAAGUUCCUCAGCAUUGUCCGGGCACCAGCAGUGAACAAGCUGGCAAAUCUUCAGCGUGCCAAGGAUGCCCAAACCAGAACAUUUGUGCCUCUGGUGCCCCCAAAGCUCCAGAUCCGGCCAUAGAGGAGAUCAAGCAGAAAAUGGCCACUGUGAAGCACAAAAUCCUCGUUCUUUCUGGCAAAGGGGGCGUCGGGAAAAGCACGUUCAGCGCUCACCUGGCUCGUGCUCUGGCUAGUGAUGAAUCCAAAGAGGUGGCCCUGCUGGAUGUAGACAUUUGUGGACCAUCAAUUCCAAAAAUAAUGGGGCUCGAGGGAGAGCAGGUUCAUCAGAGUGGCUCAGGCUGGUCUCCUGUGUAUGUAGAAGACAACCUGGCCGUCAUGUCCGUCGGCUUUCUGCUCAGCAGCCCUGACGAUGCCGUUAUCUGGAGGGGCCCCAAAAAGAACGGUAUGAUAAAGCAGUUCCUGAGGGACGUGGACUGGGGCGAGCUGGACUACCUGAUUGUAGACACACCACCAGGAACCUCAGACGAACACUUGUCAGUAGUGCAGUACCUCAGCGGUGCGGGCAUCGAUGGGGCAGUUAUUAUAACUACACCUCAGGAAGUGUCUCUGCAGGAUGUAAGAAAGGAGAUUCGGUUCUGCCAGAAAGUAAAGCUGCCCAUAAUCGGCGUGGUGGAGAACAUGAGCGGCUUCGUUUGUCCCAAGUGCAAAAAUACCUCCCAGAUCUUUCCUCCUACCACAGGAGGCGCUCAGAAGAUGUGCGAGGAGCUGGCUUUACCUCUGCUGGGCCGAGUACCUCUGGACCCACGAAUAGGGAGAAGCUGCGACGAGGGAAAGUCAUUCCUGACCGAAGUGCCGGAUUCUCCGGCGGCUGCAGCCUAUCAGGCUAUAGUGCACGGUAUCAAAAAUUACCUCAAUUCCAAAUUGACGUCGGACACGAACGUGGACUAGAUCUGACCGAUGGCGGAGGUACACUGGAUGAACGUCAUGGUGUCAUUUUAGAUGUUUAUCAAUCACAGUUGGUUUUCUACUAAGCACUUAUGAUAAUUAAACACAGAAUGUCUUUAAAGUUUUUGGACUGUGAUGAUCGGAAGUCACAGACACACAAUAUCUGAUAUUUGAGCAGGAUAUCAAAACAGAAUGGUCAUAAAUCAUUAAAUUCACUCCAAAAUCAUACCAGGUUUACACAUUUCUUGUCCAACUACAUGCUGUAUUUAAGAGAUUCCUAAAAUAAAGUUAUACCACUGAGCUUUUAAAGCUCUGAUAGUGAUUAGACUGACGUUUUCUUAAACUGAAACACAAAAUUAUGGCUGUAAGUGACAAUACAGUUUCAGUACAGUUCAACCUCCCAACAAAAUAAGGAUUUAUAACUAUAAACUUUCCUACAGAGCAUUUUUUUAAUCAAAUUCCUUCAGUAGUCGCAGUAAAACCUCAGUGAGGCUCUGAUGGACUUGAGUACUUCAGAAUAAUUCCUGGUAUGUAACUUUGAGGACCUCUCUGAUAGAAAUAUUACUGCUAAUGCUUUGUGGUGAAUUGUUUUAUGAAGCCAUCUGCCCUGUGUGUUUUGUUUGAGUCAUUAAAUCACGUCACAAUCAUUGCGAGAACUCUGGACUUAUUUUUAUUAGUAAUUUAGACAUGAUGCAAUACAAGGACACUUAUUUUUCAUGUUGUUAUUACUGAUUGAUUUUAUUUUAAUAAAGAACGUGACACUGCAGUUUUAAAUACAGCGUGUUGAGAGUAUAAUAAUGUACGUGUGACGUUUAAUGAUCUAUUUGUUGUAAUGAGGAUAAUAAAAUGAGAGUAGAAGUACAUAA
This is a messenger RNA of Trichomycterus rosablanca, 1832 nucleotides long. RefSeq names its product nucleotide binding protein 1 (MinD homolog, E. coli) (gene nubp1). The coding region runs from base 13 to 969 and encodes 318 amino acids. The transcript has 11 exons. NCBI's taxonomy places the organism in Eukaryota, Metazoa, Chordata, Actinopteri, Siluriformes, Trichomycteridae. The record is from RefSeq and is a predicted model, not a curated record. Gene Ontology annotation, molecular function: ATP hydrolysis activity; ATP binding; ATP-dependent FeS chaperone activity. Gene Ontology annotation, cellular component: cytosol. Gene Ontology annotation, biological process: iron-sulfur cluster assembly.